Messenger RNA from Pectinophora gossypiella (pink bollworm), 471 nucleotides. RefSeq names its product protein atonal-like. NCBI's taxonomy places the organism in Eukaryota, Metazoa, Arthropoda, Insecta, Lepidoptera, Gelechiidae. Gene Ontology annotation, molecular function: protein dimerization activity. Bases 1 to 471 code for a protein of 156 amino acids. The transcript has a single exon. The record is from RefSeq and is a predicted model, not a curated record.
AUGGCCACGGAAACAUACGGACACCGUCUACUUUACUCCGAGAAGGAUAUGUUCGGCUCUGACGUCAUGUUGGAAUACUCCACCGAAGACUGCUACCUCUCUUGGCCUCGUUCACCUGACUCCGGCCGAUCGAGCCUCGAACCCACACCUUCCAUCGACGGCAGCAUCAACCAAGACCACAUCGCUUACAGAGGAUUGUCGCGCGACGUUCUAGAAGACAGUGCUGAGGAUACUGAAGCUCUAGAAGGCUCUGGAAAGAGAAGGGGAAGAGCGACCAGUGCGGCUGUUUUGAGAAGACGACGUUUGGCUGCUAACGCUCGCGAAAGAAGAAGGAUGCAGAACUUGAAUAAAGCAUUCGACCGCCUUCGAGGACACCUUCCAUCACUAGGAGCAGAUCGUCAAUUGUCGAAAUACGAGACGCUUCAAAUGGCCCAAACCUACAUCGCAGCGCUAUACGAGCUCCUACAGUAA